GUUCUUUAUUGUUUAUAUCGCGAAUAUUUUUUAGUUUCUGAAUUAUUUAUUGUAAAUUUUUGCCAAUUUAAGGUGAAAUUUAAGUGUGAAAAGUUGAAAAAGUUAAUAAAAAGAAGACAAAGUUUAUGAAUUAAAUGGAAAAUAAUCGGAGAAAGUUUGUGAAAAUCUUAAACUGAGUUAUCGUGCAACUGACAGUUGAGUCAACAAGUGAAAACAUCACACAGACAUCAAAAUUUGCAAUUUUUCUCUAAACCGCCAAAAAAGGAUCUCUAAACAUGCACAUUUUGUCGCUUCCAGACUGUGUACUUGAAAUCAUACUUUCAUAUCUCUCGUAUGAUGACAUAGCAAAGUCAAGAGUUGUCUGCCGAAAGUUCAACGAGAUCAACAAGCAAGCACUAAAUCAUGGCUUCUACAAGCUCCUCAGUUAUCACUCAAAACACAUGAAGAGAAUUAAGGCGAUGUUACCCAGACGAGAGUCAGAACGAAGGAACCAUCACCUAGCAAAGCACUCUGACGUCCUCACCUGUAUAGAAACUCGCCUAUCUAUGCUGUCCAUGACCUAUCAAAAGCACAUUCAAAGUGGACUUGUAUGCUUUAUACCUGGAAAAAUUAUAGAUGAAUGUUACAAAGUUAUUCGAUCAAUUACGAACAGCAACGAUGAAGAAAUCAGGAACUUAAGGGCUCAUGAAAUUCUUCAGGAACUUAGAGACAUUUCAUCGAUGGCCAUUGACCAUUUUGAUGAAAAAAUUGCAGUUGAUUUUACAAAGAAUUCAAUUGAGGCAUUUGCAACAAUUCCUUUAGCUUUUGACAUGUUCCCAAGUACUUCCAACGAUGACUUGUGCUCAUCAUCACGCAAUACAUCAUCUACUUCAACUUCAUCAUCAUCAAAUACGCCAGCCAUUGAACCUCCAAUAAUUAGGACUGUCAGAAAGAAGCCAAAAAUGACAAAUUUAAUGUCCCUUUAUAAGAAGCAGUCGAAAAUCAUUGCGGCACAGUCCAAGAAAAUUAGUAAAAUGAUGAAAUUUAUGAAGGAACAAAAGUCAUCGCUGAAUACGCUUAAGAGACGAUUGGACGAGUCUGAGGUGAAGAAUCUUGAAUUGAGUGAAAGAAAUCAUUACCUUGCCAAACACUCUGACGUCCUGACAUGCAUCGAAACUCGUUUAUCAAUGCUGUCCAUGACCUACCAGAAGCACAUGCAGAAUGGAAGCUCCUGCUUCAUCCCAGGAAAGAUAAUCGACGAGUGCUACAAAAUUCUUCGAUCAAUUUCGAACAGCAAUGACCAACAGAUUAAAAAUUUGCGUGCUCAUGAAAUCCUGCAGGAACUUCGUGACAUUUCAUCAAUGGCCAUUGAGCAUUUUGAUGAGAAAAUUGCAGUUGAUUUGAAAAAGAAUCGAGUUGAGCCAUUAACAGCUGUUCCGUCAGUUUUUGAUAUGUUUCCACGUGGGUCAAUUGAUGGAUUAUUUUCAAUGUCAAGGAACACAUCAUGUACUUCAAUCUCGACUCCAACAACGCCAGAUCGGGACUUUUCAUCGUUUAGCAGAACAUCCAGAAAGAAGUCCAAAAUGUCAACUUUAGUGUCGCUUUAUAAAAAGCAGUCUAAAGUCAUUAAAAAUCAAUCGAAGCAAAUUUAUAAAAUGAUGAAAUUUAUGAAAGAUCAAAAGACUACGAUGAGCUCAAUGAAGAGACGAUUAGAUGAGUCUGAAGUGAAGAAUCGUGAAUUGAGUGAAAGUAUUAAGAAAGUUGAGGCAAAGAAAGCUAGAACUUCAUGAUGAGGGGAUUUAAGGAUUUAAGAAUCUGAGAAUAUUUUUAAGAUUUUGAUUAAGAAUUUGAGUGAAAAAAAGGAAAUAGUAAUUUGGUGAUAACUUUGCAGGGGGUCGAUUGCUAAUGAUGUUCAUGUUCGAGAGUAUAGUACAUGCUGUGGUGUGCUUUUUUCCUAGCUAAACAUGAUCCAGAUAUGAGUAUACAUUAUCAGAACAAAAGCUGGUUUAAGAGACAACAACUUCAACCAAAUCCAUCUGAUUCUUCCUAUGAAUCAAAACAAAGAGGUAGCAUGAACAUCACUUGCAAAUGACCCCCACCAAUAAGAAGACGGAAUAUUAAAUAUAAUGAAAUAAAAUAAGCAAAAUUUUAUAAAUAAGAAUUUGAAAUAAAUUUAUUAAUAGAAACGAGAAUUUCCACUGAGUGACUCUAAACUUUAAAUUAAUUGUCCAAGAUGUAAAGCAGUGUUGCCCAAACUGUGUGCAACGCCACCUUAGUGUACCGUUGAAAUUUUUUGAAAAUUACACGAUUCGCAUGCUGUGUGCCGCUUCGGUCAUG
This is a messenger RNA of Chironomus riparius, 2316 nucleotides long. Lineage: Eukaryota; Metazoa; Arthropoda; Insecta; Diptera; Chironomidae. The record is from the annotation of a GenBank genome assembly.